Molecule: messenger RNA, 697 nt
Organism: Scutellospora calospora
Lineage: Eukaryota; Fungi; Glomeromycota; Glomeromycetes; Diversisporales; Gigasporaceae
Source: the annotation of a GenBank genome assembly
CCAGUAAAUUUUAAAGAAAAAAACUUUGAAAAUGAUCCAAAUUAUAAUGAAAAAUGUGAAGUUCUUGAUGGACCUGUAAUCAAUGUGUCUAAUUCAAACGAUAUCCAUGCGAAUAAUGAUCCAAAAAAUUGGCCAUCUAAGAAAAAAUGGUUUAUCUUGUCUAUAGUGGUUGUUUCAGGAAUGUUGUCGCCCAUUGCUAGCACGAUUCUUUACCCGGCAAUGUUAACAUUACGUCAAGAAUUAAAUACCACUGAAAUAGUUGUCAAUUCAUUAAUUUCAAUGUUCAUAUUUUGCAUGGGAAUCGCGAAUUAUGAACUUUUAGCAGGUCUAAAACGAGCAAUUGAAAAUUCUAGCCCUAUAGUAUGGGCCGCAUACUCUGAUGAAUUUGCAACGAGACGUAAAGUGUAUUUAGCCUCUCUUAUGGUAUUCAUCAUAUCGACCAUAAUAUGUGCAGUGGCCAAAAGCAUUUGGUUGUUAAUGAUAAUGCGUGCUAUUCAAGCUUGUGGUUCGUCUGCUGUAUUAUCUAUUGGCGCUGGAAUUAUAAGUGAUAUUUAUGAUCCAAUUGAAAGAGGUAACGCGUAUGGAAUAUUUUACUUAGCUUAUUGGAUUGGACCAUUUUUAGGUCCAAUGUGUGGUGGAUACCUUACCGAAUUCCUCGGUUGGAGAUGGAUGUUUUGGUUUUUAGCCAUAUACGGUG